Molecule: messenger RNA, 768 nt
Organism: Lathyrus sativus (Indian pea)
Lineage: Eukaryota; Viridiplantae; Streptophyta; Magnoliopsida; Fabales; Fabaceae
Source: the annotation of a GenBank genome assembly
AUGGACUCGCGCGCACAGUAUAAUCCUCGCACCGUUGAAGAAGUUUUUAGGGAUUUCAAGGGUCGUCGAGCUGGUCUCAUCAAAGCUCUAACCACUGAUGUUGAAGAUUUCUAUAACCAAUGUGAUCCUGAUAAGGAGAAUUUGUGCUUAUACGGCUUUCCUAGUGAGCAGUGGGAAGUUAAUUUACCUGCUGAAGAAGUUCCGCCGGAGCUUCCCGAGCCUGUGCUCGGAAUUAACUUUGCUAGGGAUGGCAUGCAAGAAAAAGAUUGGCUGUCUUUAGUUGCUGUUCAUAGUGAUUCAUGGUUACUUGCUAUUGCCUACUAUUUCGGAGCCAGAUUCGGGUUUGACAAAUCUGACAGGAAACGCCUUUUCAAUAUGAUCAAUGAACUGCCAUCAAUAUUUGAAGUUGUUACUGGUACAGCAAAGAAACAAGUUAAGGAGAAGUCUUCGGUUUCAAACCACAGUGGAAGCAAAUCCAAGUCCAGCUCGAAAGUGCAGCGAGCUCCAGAACCUCAUGUUAAGCAGACAAAGGCAUUAGAACCUAAAGACGAGGAAGAAGAACUGGAUGAGGAAGAUGAAGAUGAACAUGGAGAGACCUUAUGUGGUGCAUGCGGUGAGCAUUAUGGAACAGACGAAUUCUGGAUUUGCUGCGACAUCUGUGAGAAAUGGUUCCAUGGGAAAUGUGUGAAGAUCACACCUGCUAGGGCUGAGCAUAUCAAGCAAUACAAGUGUCCAUCAUGCAGUAACAACAAGAGAGCUCGCCCAUAA